AUGGCUGCGACACCCUGGACCCUAGUUCGUCUCAUGGAUGAGUGCGAGAAUGCGGAGAAGGAGAAUUCCAGCGAUGAAGUCUUCAUCUCAACUACUACGAUCGAAUUGUUGACAUCGGAAGAGUGCGUCAGCGACAUCCUAAAAGAACAAAAAUGUCCAAAUCAGGGUGCCUUGAAGAAACGGAUUUAUGAUGAAAAAUGCCCUGCAAAGAUCAUCUUUCUCAUCUUGGCUCGAACCGGCAAGCUAGAUCGCAUUGACCAGUUCUUAUCCAAUGGCUUUUCUGAUCACCAUCUUCCUAUAGAGCUUCUAUGGACGCGUGGAGAGUACAUGUUCAGAAGUGCAAAAGAUUCAAACUGGACUACUGCUCCCUUUGGAGCUGGAAUUGACUACAAUGAUGUCGACUAUUUCAUUCAGAAGCAAUGGCCAUUCUUAGCUCCUAUCUUUGAGAGGGAGUUCGAAUAUGUGCUGCAACAAAAGGUUCCUUUACCGUUGGUCAAGCAAGGGAAACCUGUUAUCUCAGGGUUUAGCUCCGUUUCGGAGAUUGAGAUGCACCCUGCGCAUGUUCCAGAGCAGGUAGAACACUCAAUGGCCAUGAAGAAAAUGGAGCUGGAGAGCGAAGAUCAAAUCAAGUAUGUCAAAAAAGAGAUGACUAACGUAACGUCUCUUCGAUUGCUGGAUCAUGACCACCUUGUCAAAGCAAUUCUUGCCUGCACCAGAGGAAAGCAGGCCUUAUUCUUCUUUCCAUGGGCGAAGGGAGGAGAUCUAUAUAAAUUCUUUAAAACCAACUCGACCGAGGGCAUGGCUGCUAUCAUAUGGAUGCUUGAUCAAAUGGUCGGACUCUCCAGCGCUUUGAGUCUGUUGGCGGAUAAGGGAUAUCGGCAUGGUGAUCUCAAGCCUGCCAAUAUCCUCCUGUUCCCGGAGAAGUCUGGUAGCUACCGCCUCAAGAUAACAGACGUUGGACUCUCGAAGCUUCACAUUCUGGCAACAAGCAGGAGACUAAACGGGACGACUGCCAAGGCUACCACGAGGCGAUACAGCCCCCCUGAAUUCGACCUCUUGUUUGAUGAAGACGGGGAGCCAGUUGAAGACUCUGACGAUAUCAAGCUAUCACGCAAGUUCGACAUUUGGUCUCUCGGCUGCGUCUUUAUCGAGUUUCUCAUCUGGGCCACACUGGGCCGGCAAGAGUAUAAGGAAUUCGACCGGUCUAUGAAAAGUCACCGACGUUUCUGGAACUCUGCACAAGAAGACCUUGACACUAAGGUCAAAGAUCGUAUACAAAAGCUGGAGGAUUCUUCUGAAGACACACCGUGUGACAAAGCUGUCCAGCGAAUUCUGACCUUGGUUCUGGAGCAAAUGCUCAUUGUCAACAGCGAUGAUCGUAGAAGUGCUUCGGAUAUUCACAAGGAAUUGGAAAGUAUAAGAGAUAAUUACGGUGAGUAUCUCCAGCCGAGGAACGUGGUUGAUUUGCCGCUAGGCCUGACUGCCGAGCAGGCCGCCGAGUCCGACCAUUGUCAAAACGGUCAGGGUCCGUUAGACGGAAGCAACGCCACGAGUCGAAGCGCUCCUGAGCAAUCUGGUACCCAAACCAAUGGUCUAAAUACUACAGCUGUCCCUUCGGGUAAUACCGCUGCUAUGAUUCAAAGCGCCAAGCUCCUUAAUCAAUGGAAAGUCAGUCCAGACAAUGAGUUUGCACUGAAAUUCUUCUCUGAGACUACCAGGCCCAGCCCAGCAGAAAGGGGUCAACUGUGCGACUCUUGUUCGAGACUUCAAAUCUGGGAGCCCAAUGCUACGAUAUCUGGUACAGUGAGGGACUUCGGAACUCGUACGUCGGCAUGUAAUUUGUGUAAUCUUCUCUACGCCGUCUCCCAAAAGAUUGGCCUUCAAGAGGGUCAGGAAUUACAAUGCGUUCGGAACGGCCCUACCCUCAACUUAAAUGGGCGUGACGGUCUGCCAAUCCUGUCACUGUUCUCGGAUCCUGCCUUCCAUGCUCAUGAUCUUGGAUCAGCCCAAGUUGGAUAUCCAACUUUGUCCCCUGCAGAAAGCCUUGAGCGGUAUCAUCUAUUUCAAGAGUGGCUCCACAUAUGUGAUAAUGAUCACGGCCAUGCACGAGACGCAUCCCCUGGAGGCUGUGCUGUCCAGAUGCCCACUAGACUGAUUCGCGUGGGCGAGUCGAGCGAGCACUUGGAAGACAUUAAAGAUUCUGGCUUUCUACGUUAUUUUGCUCUAAGCCACUGCUGGGGAGGCAGCACGAGCCUGUCUACUCUGACUAGCAACAUCAACAAAUUCCGCAUUGAGAUACCGCACGAGCAACUACCUCUUAAUUUCCAGGAAGCCAUCAAAGUCACGAGAGCACUCAAGAUCCCAUACUUGUGGAUAGACUCACUGUGUAUCAUCCAGGAUGAUCCGGAAGACUGGCGACGAGAAGCUGCCCGAAUGGGUCAGGUUUUUAGCAACGCCUACUGCACUAUCGCGGCGACGUCAGCUUCGACGUCAGAUGAGGGCUUUCUUACUCCAAAGCUCAACUCAACACUUUCCGCGACCUUAGCAACUCCUGGUGGUGGUCUCCUUCACAUUUCAGAGUUUAUGGAAGAUUGUGAUAGGGAUUUAGAGUCAGCGCCCUUGAAUACCCGCGGCUGGGUGAUGCAAGAGCGAGCUUUGUCCAGAAGAACACUUCACUUCACCAAGACGCAGGCAUACUGGGAAUGCGGAAAUGGGUUGCAGUGUGAGAGGCUCUUGAAAUUGUCAAAUCCUCAAUCGGCUCUGUUCGCAGACUCGGAUUUCCCCAAGGCCAUACUCAAGUACUACAAAGGUGGACGAAUCACUCUAUUUCAGAAUCUUUACGAGAGGUAUUCCAGGCUCAGUUUUAGCUACAACUCAGACCGGCCAGUGGCCAUUCUGGGUCUGGAGAAACACCUUUCAACUGUCCUCCAGACUCGCGGCAAGUUUGGUGUCUUUGAGCAGUACCUGGCGAGAAGUCUUCUCUGGUCCCGACCUGAGGAUAUCUUCCUGAAAAGUAUCACGUUCCAAGAUGACCAUCGGGUUCCUUCCUGGUCAUGGAUGGCAUACGAGGGCCCGAUCACAUAUGCGAACAUGCCUUUUGACAAGGUCGAAUGGAGUACAGACUGCUCGCUUCAGUCUGGAGAGGAAACCGGUACAGACAGCAACAGGACUGUAUUGCAAGCAGUUGCUAGAGAUAUCAUAUUGGAUAAGCUGGAUAUGCAAGAUAGAGUCAAACUUGAUGAAGGACCUGGGUUCGAACCAUCCAGCUUGCGGGGAAUUGUCCUUGGUAAAGACAAGAAACUAGAAUCGCGGGCCGAGGUACACUACGUUCUCCUCGUUACCUUAUCCGAAGACGAACCAGAGCAGGCAAAGGUUUAUGUCCGAGUUGGAGUGGCCUGGCUUCUUGAAAAUAACAUCGCAAGGGAUGGAGAGGAUGUUGUGAUUUACUAG
Messenger RNA from Fusarium tjaetaba, 3450 nucleotides. RefSeq names its product serine threonine kinase. Lineage: Eukaryota; Fungi; Ascomycota; Sordariomycetes; Hypocreales; Nectriaceae. Bases 1 to 3450 code for a protein of 1149 amino acids. Gene Ontology annotation, molecular function: protein kinase activity; ATP binding. Gene Ontology annotation, biological process: protein phosphorylation. The record is from RefSeq and is a predicted model, not a curated record. The transcript is spliced from 5 exons.